GUUCACUAUGGUGAAGACUAAAAGCACUCGUCCUAUAUUUCACAUUGAAGGGACAUUUUACCACUAUGAGAGUGACGACGAUGAGUCUAUACAAUCAGGAUCAAGCAAGUCUAGCGGGGAAGUAGUCUAUCAAGAUGAGGUUGUUAUAAGACACACGUCAACCAGGAAGCACAUUACGGCCAAGCAGAAACCGACAAAGAAGCACUUUUUGUGCAAGAAAACACUAGAGUCUAAUACAGAAGAUGAUAACUCAAACAUUGAGGAAGUCAUUCCAAAGAAGCACGCAGCAACUAAGAAGCAGGAUUCAGCUAAGAAGAUUGCCCCAGCUCGUCACAUCUCAGAAUCUGAGUCGGAAGAAAGUUCAGAUGCUGAGGAGGUAGUUACUCCCAAGAAGCGCGUUCCGGUUAAACACUGCUUGGUCAAGAGGCGAAGGAAGACCACUGAAGUCAUCUCUUCUUCUGAAGAUGAUUCAGAUACCCUAGUAGAGCCUGACUCAGAUAAUGAGAGCUCCGAAUCUGAGGAGGUCGUCGUUCCGAAGCGUACCAAAAAUAAGAGCCAUACAUCGAUGAAGCACACCUCGAAGAAGAAGAAUGUCAAGAAGGUAUCCAAGCCCGUUCCUCCUCCUGAGAGUGACUCGGACUCUACAGACUCGGACUCUACAGACUCGGACUCUACAGACUCGGACUCUACAGAAGAGCCUAACACAGACGAAGAUGGCUCAGAAUCAGAAGAGGUCGUCAUUCCCAAGCGCUCUCGAAACAAGAAACAAGCUCCGGUGAAGAAGAAAGGUUCAACCAAGAAGCAGGCCCCUAUCAAGAAGGCUAAAAAGAAAUCCAAGCCCUCCCCUCCUCCUGAGAGCGAAUCCGAUUCUACUGAAGAGGACUCUGCAGAGGACUCUGAAGCGGGAUCUGAAGAGGAAUCUGAAAAUGAACCUAACAGCGAGGAAAGCUCGGAUGAAGAGGUCGUUGUUACUAAGAAACAAGCCUCAGCUAGAAAGCCAGUUGGGGCCGAAGUAGAAACCGAUCCGAAAGAAGACAGUCCUAGUCCUAAGGUUGUUACUACUAAGAAGCAACCUCAGAAGAACUUGGGGAGUAUCGUAAUGGACGCGUACAGGGAUAAAGACUGGACCAUCGUCCAAGACGGGGCGAUAUGCUUCUCAAAAUACAAGGGUCUGUCGCUACAACAUGUGGCUAAUAAGCUACAGCGCAAGGAGAAAGACGUCCUGGCCCGCUAUCAGAAAAUUGCGAAACUGGCAAAGGAGGGUGGAUUCACCGUUGAGCACCUCGGUCAGGUCUUCGAGGCGGACAUAAAUAACAGGUCUAAACUCAAGUCCAAGUAUAAGCACCAAGGGUACGCAGAAUCUAACCCCGGCAACUGUAAUGGCGAAGAGCCCAAAGGCACGGACAAAGGAAAGGAGAAGGCCGAAUACAGCGAAUACAGCGAGCCUAUAAAAUCCUGGGUCAAAUCCAUUCCUUCAACCUGCAGCUACCCGUCUUCCUCGACAUCAUCUUCCGCCCCCUCUAUCUCUGGUGCUACCGUAGGAACCUUUGCAACAGUUUCUGUACCCGAGGCAGAUCGGAUCGACGUACUUCGCACGCUGUCACGGAUAUACCCGAACAAAAAGGUCUUCUAUCCUGACGCUACAUUUAACUUGCAGGACUGCCACGCUCUUGCUAUUGCUGAGGCGCGGUACCGGGGCCAGCAGUUCAGAUAUAUCCAGGCCGAUUUUGAGAACCUGACUGGCCGGUACGUGGACAUCGGGGUGCUGCAGGCGAAGCUUGCCCAGGGAACGAGCCCUGACGACCCGGUUAAUGUGAACUGGGGUGGUUUCCGUCAUUAUUAGGCAGAGUGCUUAUUAGAGGAAAGGCCUUGUGGAUGGAGAGCUUGUUGGGGGAAACAUGGCUCAAGAUUUCGGGCUUUAGUAGUAGUAUUUUGGGAGGAAGAGUAUGGCCUAGGUUAGGGGAUUGUAUAGAGGGGUUGGACUAUACGGCCUAUUUUGGCUUUUAAGUCAAGGAGGAUAUAAGUAUAUUUCAUUCCUCAGGUGUACGAACAUAGAACAUGCUCCUCAACAGGCUCGGG
Daldinia vernicosa is the source of this 2079-nucleotide messenger RNA. RefSeq lists its product as uncharacterized. The coding region runs from base 8 to 1843 and encodes 611 amino acids. The record is from RefSeq and is a predicted model, not a curated record. NCBI's taxonomy places the organism in Eukaryota, Fungi, Ascomycota, Sordariomycetes, Xylariales, Hypoxylaceae. The transcript has 4 exons.